AUGAUAGAAGGAACAAUGGAUAAUUCUUAUAAACGACAGUCAUUAUCCUCGUCUUCAGCAGCCUACAUGAAAGAAUUUCAACAAAAAUUUGAUAAUCUUACUUCUCGAAUAACCAAAGGUCAUAAACAAUGUGAACAUAUUGAAAUGCGUGCUUGUUUAGCAGAAAAACGUUUAUGUAAUUUAAAUUAUUCUGUACAAAAAUUAUCAAGAUUGAUUGAAGUUAGUUAUUUAUGUAUUGACUAUCCGGAUGAAAAACAAGCGUGGAUUCAAGCAGUAAAUGAUCUAAUUGAUCCUAUUUAUUCAUUAGAAUUAUUAACACAACAUUCUCUAACAAAUCUUACGGAAAAGGAUAAUAAUAAAGAUGAACAUCUUAUUGAAGAAAAUUUAUUUGAUAAUUUAAAAACAUCAUCGUCAUUACGUAAUAAUCCAGUAUUGAUAAAAUUUUGUAAACGACUUGAUUCGCAUUUGAAACGAACACUCGAAAGUGAACGAGAAAAAUUAGAAUAUAUCUAUGCUAUCUGGUUGUUAGCAUUUACUACAACAUCAACAUCCAAACAGCAUUAA
Molecule: messenger RNA, 564 nt
Organism: Didymodactylos carnosus
Lineage: Eukaryota; Metazoa; Rotifera; Eurotatoria; Philodinida; Philodinidae
Source: the annotation of a GenBank genome assembly